Molecule: messenger RNA, 2833 nt
Organism: Thamnophis sirtalis
Lineage: Eukaryota; Metazoa; Chordata; Lepidosauria; Squamata; Natricidae
Gene: MFAP3
Product: microfibril associated protein 3
Source: RefSeq, a predicted model, not a curated record
AUAGAAACAAACUCGAAGCGCAGGAACUGUCCUCUCCGGACUCUGCACCCCUUUUUUUCUUCCACUGGAAUAUCACACCAGAAACAGCCACGUCUCUAUGGCCCCCAGCGCGCUAGAUUACUGUACCUCAACCAUGGAGAGGAGGAAAGAGCGUCACUAAGCCUGGAGUCAGGUGACCUCGCUCUGUUCUUUUCUUUUUUUUCGUUACCGGAUAUGACGAAUUUGCAGGAAAAGUUACCGACCGGUUGGGUAAUUGGACAGGCAUUUUCAAAGAGAACGGUUGAUGCAUCACUCAAUAUCUUCUCUGGUGAUCAAGAUAAUGUCUAUUGUUUCAAUGCUAUCUUUCUUCAGUAAUUAAAUUCAACAAAAGAAGCCCUUAAUUUUAAGCUUCCAUGAAGUUCAGCUGCUGCCUGUUGAUUCUGGUUCUUAACCUUGGUGUUUUUGCUCAAGAAAAUGUUACUUCCAACCUGACAUUUUCAAGGCCCCUGCCUCUCAACGUAUCACUUCUCCCUGUCUUUCAAAUUUUGAAAAAAAAUCCAGUUCCUCAGAAUAUCAUAGCAAAAGAAGGUACCUGUGUUUUCAUUGAAUGUAAUUUGAACGUUAGCCAACAGGACAUCAUACUCUGGUACAACUCAAAGGGGCAUCUUCUGGACCAAGGUGGAAGAGAUGGAAGACUGGUGAUCUCUGACAAUAUCCUCAAUAUCACAGGUGUAAUAUUUGCUGACCGGGGACGAUAUACUUGCAGUGUCACAAAUGAAAAUGGCACUUCUUAUUAUUCAGUCACCCUCAGAGUGGUCUCCACCUCUGGAGACAUGGGCAUUUAUUACAUGAUUGUCUGCCUAGUUGCUUUUACCAUCAUCCUAAUCUUAAAUAUUACACGUCUGUGCAUGAUGAGCAGCCAUCUUCGUAAAACAGAGAAGGCCAUCAAUGAGUUCUUCAGAACUGAAGGCGCUGAGAAGCUACAGAAGGCUUUUGAAAUAGCCAAACGCAUUCCUAUUAUUACCUCUGCCAAAACUCUAGAGCUGGCCAAGGUCACCCAGUUUAAAACCAUGGAAUUUGCUCGCUACAUUGAAGAACUUGCCAGAAGUAUCCCUCUGCCACCUCUAAUCCUUAACUGCAAGGCCUUUAUGGAAGAAAUAUUUGAAGCAGUGCACGUUGAUGACCCUGAUGAAGUAGGAGAUGGAGUGAAACAGACCCAAGCACUUGGUGCCCAAGAGGGAGUCUAUCCCUUAAACCCAGAAAUAAAGCGCAGUAAUUCACCAGCAGGAGAUUCAGAUGAUGGUUCAGUGAAUGACCACGGCAAAGAAAUAGCUGUGGAGGUAUCUGUCCACCUUCAGUCAGAGGCACAAAGCAUUGAUACUGUUUCUCACGAUAGUGUCCCCUCCCUGCCGUCAGAUGAUGGUCCGAGGGCUGAAUCCAAAUAGAAUUGCAAAGCUACUUGUGUAACGUUCCUCCUGAUCUGGAAGAACACUCUCAAACAAAAAAGGGAAAAUGCCACCAUAGUCUCAGAUGCAUGAUCCCUGUUUGUUUGUUUUUUGUUUUAAAUGUUGUUAGGUGACGGUAAAAUCAGCAUAGAUGAAACUAUUUUAAAAGUCUUAUUAUAACUAAUCUUAGAAGUAUUUUUCAGCAGAAUCCUUUCUAUCAAUUAUUGGUUACUCCAGUUACAAUUGAGUAGACAAACUUCUUGUUGGCUGGUGUAGUACAGUUUAUUUAUUAUUAUUAUUAUUGUGGGAGAAAGAUUGCAGUAAAUAGGGCACCAAUGGCAUGAUAUGAAAAAUAACUGGGGACUUUGUUACAUUUCCCCCCACUUUUCAGUGAGCUAAGGCUAAAAGAUGCACACACCUUUGCUUGCCCCCUAAAAACUAAAAUGAAGGCUGGUGAAUUAUCUGUUCAUGAGAUACAACCAAAUAAUACAUUGAUAUAAAUAGUUUUUGUCAUGUCUACCCAGAAACUUAAAUUUUUAUAUGUGGUCAGUUCUUUUAUUACAGUUCACAAGUGUAUUGUACAAGAAAUUAGAAUGUGGCAGGUCUUUUUUUAAUGCUAUAUGGAGAAUCUGAUCGUUACAACUAAAAACUAUGUGAAAAACUUAUGAAAUAUUCAGAGAUUCGUAUGUAUGUAUGUAUGUAUGUAUGUAUGUAUGUAUGUAUGUAUGUAUGUAUUGCAGUAUUUGCAUUAGAAAAUAGGAACCCAAGUGCAACCUUUGCAUUGCAGCCAAGGACGUACCACUUAAAAUAUUCUGCCAAAUUUUUGCCAAAUAUUUUAAUAAAUGAGGUUCUUUUCACAGUGUUAUUCAUAAUAUCAACUUUUAGAAUAUUAUUUCAUUUCAUUGCAGUGGUGAACUGACAAAAUCUUCAAGUUUUCUCAGUGUUACUAUGAUAAAAACAGUGACAACUUCGUUACUAGUGACUAUUUUGAAAUGUCUGCAGUAAUCUCAUUUAUAAACUUCAGCCUUCUUCGGGUAGUAUGUUCUUAAUUGUUAAUAUUAAGUGUCCAAUGUUGAGGACAAUGUGAUUCGAUAGCAGUUAUGUGUUCCAUGAAAAUCACCUAGUGGAAGCUGUUAACAUGAGUCAAUGAUAAUUUGGGUGAAAAAGAUGCACAGUUAGAACAGUAGGUUGAGAAUUGUUAUCUACGGAGUAACAUUUGGCUCCAAUAAAAGACCUGGGGAAACCUCAAAGAACACCACUGUUAUACAAUAAAUAACUCUCAUACGGACAUUUGGUUGAUUCACGUUCAACAGUAGUGUAAUUGCCUACUAUAGCUGUGGUGGCACAGUGGUUAGAAUGCAGUAUUGCAGGCUAAUUUUGCCGAUUGCCAGGAAUUCACUCAAAAUUGA